AUGCAGAUAACGCAGCCUGGAGACGGGGACCCCGGCAGGGGGAGGAAAGGGGCGGAGAGUAAGCUAGAGACAGGGUGGUGGAAAAGAAACGACACUCCUGGCCCCCGUCUGAGCAUCGAACUGGAGCCCAUCCCCCGCGUGUCUCCCGGGCUGCGGGGCGCAGGGGGCUGCCGGGUGCGCUUGGCUGAGGCGCUGCGCGACCCCCUCCCUCGUCGCCACACCCUAGGCGCCCGCUCCCGCCAGGCCUUGCCGGACCCGGCGGCGCCUACUCUUCCCUGUCACCCACUGUCGCUUCGGGCGGGGAUCGGCACCUCAAGCGCAAAGCUGACGUGCCCCCCCGUGGCCCCCCCCCCAUCUCCCACCGCCCAGUCCCCGGCAGCGAUGAGACAGAGCGGCGCCUCCCAGCCCCUGCUGAUCAACAUGUACCUACCAGAUCCCGUCGGAGAUGGUCUCUUUAAGGAAGGGAAGAGCCCGAGCUGGGGGUCGCUGAGCCCCGCUGUACAGAAAGGCAGCGGGCAGAUCCAGUUGUGGCAGUUUCUACUGGAGCUGCUGGCAGACCGCGCGAACGUCGGCUGCAUCGCGUGGGAGGGAGGCCAUGGCGAGUUCAAGCUCACCGACCCAGACGAGGUGGCACGGCGCUGGGGCGAGCGCAAGAGCAAGCCCAACAUGAACUACGACAAGCUAAGCCGGGCACUCCGCUACUACUACGAUAAAAACAUCAUGAGCAAGGUGCACGGCAAGCGCUACGCCUAUCGCUUUGACUUCCAGGGCCUGGCGCAGGCUUGCCAGCCACCGCCCGCGCACGCCCACGCUGCCGCCGCCGCCGCUGCAGCGGCCGCUGCUGCCCAGGACGGCGCACUCUACAAGCUCCCGGCUGGCCUGGCCCCGCUGCCCUUCCCCGGCCUCUCCAAACUCAACCUUAUGGCAGCUUCGGCGGGCGUCGCGCCCGCUGGCUUCUCUUACUGGCCUGGUCCGAACGCCACCGCCGCCGCCACCGCUGCGCUCUACCCUACCCCGGGCUUGCAGCCCCCACCCGGGCCCUUUGGUGCGGUAGCCGCCGCCUCGCACUUGGGGGGUCAUUAUCACUAG
Messenger RNA from Acomys russatus (golden spiny mouse), 1089 nucleotides. It is a transcript of the gene Fev, whose product is annotated as FEV transcription factor, ETS family member. Gene Ontology annotation, molecular function: sequence-specific DNA binding; DNA-binding transcription factor activity, RNA polymerase II-specific. Gene Ontology annotation, biological process: regulation of transcription by RNA polymerase II; cell differentiation. Gene Ontology annotation, cellular component: nucleus. Lineage: Eukaryota; Metazoa; Chordata; Mammalia; Rodentia; Muridae. The record is from RefSeq and is a predicted model, not a curated record.